Molecule: messenger RNA, 3198 nt
Organism: Prorocentrum cordatum
Lineage: Eukaryota; Dinophyceae; Prorocentrales; Prorocentraceae
Source: the annotation of a GenBank genome assembly
UUCCACCUCGUGAGGUACAACGUGGGCGGCCCUGCGAUCGACCACGAGCGUCUGACGCUGUUGCCUGGGUACAUCCUCGCGCCCGACGGCGAUGACUACGCCGAGCUCGCUGUCCCGAAUCACGACAUCCGAUCUAUUCACAUUCUCAGUGGCCAAGGUGAGGGGCUGCCAGGGAUACCACCUCAGCACCGAUAUCAGUUUCGGCAGCUGCCUCGGGCUGCGGAGGUGUGGGCGGCGCUCCGCCGCGCGUCGGCCCAGGGAUUCGGAGCGACACCCGCAUCGCCAUUCUGCAUCGACCUGAGCGCCACCAACGUGCUGGGGCUGGCCGCUGGGCCGCUGCCUCUUCCCGACCCUGCAGCCGUCGGACCUGGCGCAGGCGCUGGAGCCCUGGCGCCCGCGGGAGGCGCCGCCGCCGCGCCGCCCGCCUUCGGCGGCCCUGCAGCUGCUGGACCCCCCGCCGGAGCAGGCGGCGUCGGCGCCUUGGCGGCCGCCCUCGGGGGCGGAGGCGCUGGAGUGCCCGCCGCCGCGGCCCCAGUGCCUGGCGGCGCGCCCGCCGCCGCUGCGCCGCCUCUCGUCGGAGACCCGCGGGUGAUGGCGCUGGUGCUCGACGGCCGCGGCGUUCGGGACAUCGCUCUCAGCGACGCGGUGAAGCUGCAGACCGAGACGGCGAGGGCCGACUGGCCAGUCAAAGGCCUUCGGACACUGCUCUGGGUCCUUGGUUUCAUGCUGCGCAUGGCUGGAGGUGCUAUGGCAUGGCAUAACAGAUGGAUUGCGAUGAUGCAGUUGGGAGAGUCCGACGAAAGCGUGAAGCUCCACGAGACCCUGUGCCGCGUGAUCGAGACCGCCCUCUGCUACGACCAGCUGGUGAUAUGCGAGCUCGCCUCCUACGAGUACCUCGCCCGCCAGCUUCAGCUGGUGGAGGGGCGCGCGUUCGAGGAGCGCGUGCGGAAGACCCAGCCCGUCCCGAAGGCCAAGGCUCAGGCCAAGGAGCUCGCGGCCGCGGACUUCGGCUCGGAGGUCGGCCACUUCCUCGGCACGGGUGAGACGAAGGGGAACUUGUGCAUCUGUCCCGCUCUGAUGGAUUGGAUCGCCGAUCAGAUGAAGAGGGGCCUCACGAGCCCGUUCCCGUCUCUCGUGAGCCUGGCCAGGUUUGCCCCGAGGCCCUCGUGCCCCCGCCUGGUCUGGGCGCGCCCAUGCGCGGUGCCGAUCGCCAGCGCGACGUUUUUCCGCUACCUCUUCUUCCUGUGGAUGGGCGCCGCCAUUUACCACUGGGUCGCGUUGUUCGUCUGCGCGCUGCCAAAGGUGCGGGCUGGCGCGAGUGGCUGCCUCGGUGGACUACCUCUCGAGCCUGCAUCUGCCGCCUACUCGGAGAGGAGCAGUGCCUGCGAAGCAUCCCUAGUAGAGAUGCUCGCCCAGGCUCCUGGCUACGCUGGUGACAGCGGUCGGGUGCGCCCCUACAGCCAGCCUCUCGUGGCCUGGCUCAAGUCGACGAAGGCUGCGUCCACCUCCGACGUCGUCUCGGAUGCCGACUCCAUCGCGCUGCAGGGUUGGAGGCAGACUAUGCUGAAUCCCGAGUCGGUUGCUGCGGAGCUCCGCGACGCACUGGGCAUUCAGCGCCCGUGCGUCGACCCCGAGCUUCGCUAUCAGCCUAAGUCGCACGCCCAGUUUUUGAAGCAGCUGGAGGCUCACGACAUGAUCUCAUGGAGAGCCGCCAGCCUCCCCGUCCUGGAGUUCUCGGAGGCCGUCAGUAAGGGUGUCUUCACGGGCUUGCAGAUCGACGGUCUCUCGGGUGUCGUUCGAGUUCGGCCCGAUCGCCUCGCGCGCACGCGGCAGGCUGUACUCGGACUCUUACGGCGUGGGCGGGACUCCGCGGGGGCUCUCAGCGUGCUGGUGGGCCACUGUACUUGGGGUAUGAUCUUGAGGCGGGAUGUCUUGGCGAUCUUCAACUCAGUCUAUAGGUUCAUCAACGUGGCGGGCGCUCACCCCGCGCCUCUUUGGGACUCAGUUGUCAGGGAACUUCGUGCCGCAGUUGCCUUGAUCCCCCUCUGGAGCGCCUCUACUAGGUCCAGGUGGUCGUCUAGGGUCCACGCGCCUGACGCGUCGACGUACGGGAAGGGCGCGUGCGUCAAGGUGAUCCCCCCCGACCUGGUCUCGGACGUAGGCCGCGUGGCCGAGAAGUGGAGGUGCCACCAGGGCUCCAGCGUGCUCGCGAGGGCCCACGCCUUCAGCCCCGCUGAGCCCCAUCAGGAGGUGAUCAGGACUGCGAGGUCUCGGGAGACCCACACUGGGCCCUCCAGUCUCUCGCGAGGGAGUCUCUCAGCGCCGGGGGCGUCAGCCGUCUCGGCCUCCACGGGCAGGUACUACCACGAUCGCGCCCAGAAGUUUCUGAGCUGGUGCCUGUGGACCGCGCUGGACGCCUCCUGCUCCGUCGACCUCGGCACCGUGCUGGCGGUGCACGUCGUGCAUCUGUUCCUGUGCGAGUACGACCACGCGACGGGCCGCGCCAAGCUGGCCGCCCUGAAGUGCCAGCUCCCCUUGAUGCUGGUCGGGAGUCGGCCGAUGCCGCGGGCAGUUCGGGCGCUGCAGGGGGGGGCGCAGUUCGCUCUGCCCCUGAUCCGCCAUCAGCUGCCUCGGAUGGCGAUGUUCGCGACAGUGGGCGUCCUCCUGGCGCAGGGCCGCCUGUCCGAGGUGGAGUUCGCGCGCCUGGCCUUCGACACGUGCCUCCGCCCGAGGGGGGCCCACCGCCUCGCGGCCUCUUCGUUCCUGGCCCCGCGGGUCGGGUCGAAGGAAGGCUACCAGCUCUGGGCCAGCCUGGUCAACGAGGCGGCCAGCGGCAGGCCUGGUCAGACGGGGGUGACCGACGUGAACGUGAUCGUGAACGACCCGUCGCGGCCGCUCUCACCCGCGCUAGUGUUCUUCGGCGGCCAGGUCGGGGCCAGGCUGCUACAGCUGAUGGAGGUGACGGCGAGGACGGGCACCCCCCCGCUCCGCCCGCCGCCCCUGGUGCCCGCGUCGGCGCCGGCUGCAGAGAGCGGCGCUCGAUGCCGCCGCCUGGGCGCCCCGCUUAAGGGCGUCAACCGUGACGACACCGAUCUUCGCGCCAUUCGCGUGGCGAACGCCCUAGCAGAGUCUGUCUUUAAGUUGAUUCGCGAGUGCACGGCUCGUCAGGUAGCCACCGCAGGCACUGACAUGAUAGUG